Messenger RNA from Rhagoletis pomonella (apple maggot), 2540 nucleotides. RefSeq names its product zinc finger protein 431-like. The transcript has 6 exons. Lineage: Eukaryota; Metazoa; Arthropoda; Insecta; Diptera; Tephritidae. The record is from RefSeq and is a predicted model, not a curated record. Gene Ontology annotation, cellular component: nucleus. Gene Ontology annotation, molecular function: zinc ion binding. Bases 118 to 2478 code for a protein of 786 amino acids.
UGCAUCGAAUUGAAAACAUCGACGUUUCCGAUGCAUCGGUUAACAUCACGCAUCUCUAAAACUUCUAUAAACAACUAAAUUUUAAGAAAAUUUGUUAGAAGUUUGUUUUUUAAUAGCAUGAUGUUAUGUCGCUUGUGCGUUAGUGAAUGCGACCAAUCUCCUGUAGAACUUUUGGACUCCGGAGGUCAAAGCACUCCAAUUUAUAAUGUUGUAGCGAGGUAUUUCGAAAAGGAGAUAAUGCUAGAAAUUAAAGAAGAAUUUAUUGCGGAACACCAUGCAGAUACGAAAGAGUCGCACGUAAUGUGCACCAGUUGCUGGGGUCAUAUAGAUGAUUUCCACAAAUGGCAUGAAGAGAUGGUGGUCCUGCACGAAGAGCGCCUAAAGCAGCUUAAGCAACCUUACCAAAGGGAUUUGGUGGAAAGUGUGAAGUUGGAAAUGGAAAUGGAUGUCCCCAACGUAGAUAUAUUUGCAGAUUCAUUUGCCGACCACGUAUGUGAUAACGACGACAGUCUACAAGAGUUUACUGAAGAUCCUGUUGCAAUAUGCGAAACCAAACUUUCAGACUCGCCAAAGAAAUUAAACUCAGUAGAUCAAAUAAAUGAUGAAAAAUGUGAUAACGAUAGCAUCUAUGAUGAUAUGCCAUUGUUGAGUAGAAAAAAGCUUGCAAAAAGCAAAAAAGCCGUUGCCAGGAAAGAGAAAGCAAACGAUGAUCUUAUUGACGAAGAUAAGCCGUUAGUGACAGGUAAAAAAAUGAGAAAAAGCAAAGGCUCUGAUGCCUUUAAAAAUACAAGGAAGAGUAAAAAGGCAAAACAAGUGGGCAAGAAUUCUUCGGAUGCUGAAUUUAAUCUGGAUUCUUAUAUUGAUGAAGACAAAGAUGAUUUGAACACUUCUGAUAGAGCUAGGGAAAAAAGUAUAAAAACAAAAGAAUUUGAUGCCUUUAUAGCCCAACAUUUUAAAGAGCAACUGCCUUGUGAACUCUGUGGGCAUUUAUCCGCAGACUUCACUGAACUGCAUAUACACUUCCGCGAUGUACACCAAAAUAAUAAGGGUUAUGUAGUCUGUUGCAGGCACAAGUAUAGUCAAAGAUUUCACUUUGUUGAACACUUGCAAGUACAUUUGAAUCCACAAAAGUUUCAGUGUACUGAAUGCGGCAAAUGUAGUGCCAAUGCUAGGAGCUUAGUAGCGCAUAUGAAAUCUAUGCAUGAUCCUGAGGCAUCUGAACGUCGUUUUGAGUGUGAAAUUUGUCAUAAAAAAUUCACCAAGCUUCCCAUUUUAAAAACUCAUAUGGAAACGCAUGUGGAGGGCAAUCCAGAUCAUGUCUGCAAGGAAUGCGGGAAGGGCUUUGUCUUGGAGAGCCGCCUCAAUAUUCACAUUCGCAAUGUCCACAGCCUAGCAUAUCAAAGUGUGUGUGAUCAGUGUGGCAAAUCCUUCCGUGGGCGUUAUGCGUUAAAAUAUCAUAUGUUGGAACAUGAUGGCGGUGGAAAAAAACUGUGGCCCUGUGACCAAUGCGAUACCCAAUUACAUUCCAAAUUCAGUUUAAAGCGACAUAAGCGAAUAGCUCAUCAUGACGGAUCUACAGUAUAUGUUUGUGGCGAAUGUGGUAAGGUAGCACUGACUGAAGAAGCGCUAAAGUCACAUAAGCGAUAUGUGCACCAGAGGCAGCGUAUUCACAAAUGCACGCUAUGUGACAAAGCGUUCAAGGCUUCGAAAGUUUUAAGGGAGCAUAUGACAACACAUACCGGCGAGGAUCUGUAUCAGUGUCCACAUUGCCCGCGAACAUUCAAAGUGAAUGCAAAUAUGCACCAUCAUCGCAAACGAAAACACCCCAAGGAAUGGGAGGAAAAUCGAAGACAGAGACAAAUGUCUUUCAAACGUGUUGACCUUAACAACAUAUCGAAUGAAGUGGUGUUCUUUGUGUUAGAGUCCCGUCUUAAUAUUCAUAUUCGCAAUGUCCACAGCACAUCAUAUCAAAGUGUUUGUGAUCAGUGUGGUAAAUCCUUUCGUGGUCGCUCUGCUAUAAAAAUUCACAUGUUGGAGCAUGAGGGCGGAAGUAAACGACGUUGGCCCUGUGAUCAGUGCGAUCUUCAACUAUAUUCUAAUUACAGUUUGAAGCGACACAAGCGUGCAGCUCAUCAUGAUGGAUCUGAAGAAUAUGUUUGCGGCGAUUGUGGCAAGGUCGCCUUCACUGAGGAUGCACUUAAGAGACAUCAAAAGUACGUACAUCUGCGCGAACGCGUACAUAAAUGUACAAUUUGUGAGAAAGCAUUCAAGCAACCUCACGCGCUGAAGGAACAUAUGACGACACAUACCGGCGAGGAUCUUUAUCAAUGUCCACAUUGUCCGCGUACUUUUAGAGUGAACUCCAAUUUGCACCAUCAUCGCAAACGAAAACAUCCUAAGGAAUGGGAAGAAAAUCGAAAACAACGAAAAAUGUGUUUCAAACGUAUUGAUCCCAAUACUAUGAAUGAAAUAAAAUAAUUAAGGGACCGAAAUAAAUAAACCAGUAAAAGUUUUACCAAGUGAAUCACUUGUAAAUCCAA